Molecule: messenger RNA, 1595 nt
Organism: Saccostrea echinata
Lineage: Eukaryota; Metazoa; Mollusca; Bivalvia; Ostreida; Ostreidae
Product: pyruvate dehydrogenase E1 component subunit alpha, mitochondrial-like
Exons: 9
Coding region: 60-1226 (388 amino acids)
Biological process (GO): pyruvate decarboxylation to acetyl-CoA
Cellular component (GO): intracellular membrane-bounded organelle
Molecular function (GO): pyruvate dehydrogenase (acetyl-transferring) activity
Source: RefSeq, a predicted model, not a curated record
CCAAGUGACCUUCACCAGCUUUGAGUGCUCGAGUCACCUUUGCAGAAUUUACUCUCAUCAUGUUUUCGUUAACAUUGAGACGUAUUUCUGUAAAAACAUUUGUUGGAUCGAGUGUCUCUGCAAUCAAUGGCUGCAAAUACUCCACGGUGCCAGAAGCCACCCUAGAUAUUCAGCCCUGUCUCCUUCACAAAUUAGAACAUGGUCCCCCAAACCAAGCCACUAUAACCAGGGAGGAUGCUGUUAAGUUUUAUAAGGACAUGGUGACGGUACGGCGAAUGGAGACAAUGGCCGGAAGUCUGUACAAAUCCAAACACAUCCGUGGUUUCUGUCAUCUGUAUUCCGGACAAGAAGCGGUGUGUGUAGGUAUGGAGUCUAGUAUAACUAAGGAGGACGCUGUGAUCACAGCCUACAGAGCCCAUGGCUGGACAUUUAUGAGGGGUGUACCAGUACAUGGAAUUCUGGGGGAGUUAACAGGUCGUGCCUCUGGUUGUGCCAAGGGUAAGGGAGGCUCCAUGCACAUGUACACCAAGAACUUUUAUGGAGGAAAUGGUAUAGUUGGAGCACAGGUACCCCUAGGAGCUGGAAUUGCCUUUGCCUUGAAGUAUAACAAUCAGCCAAACAUCUGUGUGACCUUGUAUGGAGAUGGAGCAGCCAAUCAGGGACAGCUGUUUGAGGCGUUCAACAUGGCUAAGUUGUGGGACCUCCCCUGUGUGUUUGUCUGUGAGAACAAUGGUUAUGGUAUGGGAACAAGUGUAGAGAGGGCAUCAGCCAGCACAGAUUACUACACCAGGGGAGACUAUGUUCCAGGAAUGAGAGUGGAUGGUAUGGAUGUAUUAGCAGUGAGGGAAGCAACAAAGUUUGCAAGGGACUAUGCACUUCAUAAUGGACCUAUUCUAAUAGAGGCAGCAACCUACCGUUACCAUGGGCACAGUAUGAGUGACCCAGGAACUAGUUAUCGACCUCGUGAGGAGAUUAAAGAAAUUCGUGAAACUAGGGACCCUAUAACUGUAUUCAAGCGUAAAAUAACAGACAACAACCUUGUUACUCCAGAGGAAUUAAAGAAAAUUGAUCAGGAAAUAAAGAAAGAAAUUGACAAGGCAGCAGAACAGGCCAAAAAUGACCCAGAGAUUCCCUUAGAAGAGCUGUACAAUAAUGUUUACAUUAAACCUGAACCUGACUUCAUGGUCCGAGGAUGUGACCCCAGUAUAAGGGUUGUGUCACGAUGAUUAAUCUUCACCGAAGGACAGCAUUUCAAGAGUCAAGAAAAGUGUGAAAAUAUUUGGCAUAGAAGAAAAAGCUUUUAUCGUAUCUCAGUCGUGAUAAAAUGGAUGUGAUUUUAUUUAAGGGGACUGAAAAUACUCAGCUUUGGAAGUCCUCGUGGUAGAAGAAUCUCCAUCAAGUAUUAUGGAUGUAUUUGUUAAUGUUACAAAAAUCAUAUGCUUCAUAAAUAUUUGGUGACUAACUUAGGAAAAAGGAGAAUUUUUAAAUUGCCAAUUGUUAUUCUGUAGUUAAUGGUAUUCCAGAGUAAAUGAUAUCUAGAAGUUCCUUCCAGUUUUAUUUUGUUACAUUCAUUAAAUUGUUAUGACUAGCUGUGA